Castor canadensis (American beaver) is the source of this 1809-nucleotide messenger RNA. Its product is annotated as nuclear envelope pore membrane protein POM 121C-like. Gene Ontology annotation, cellular component: nuclear pore. Gene Ontology annotation, molecular function: structural constituent of nuclear pore. The record is from RefSeq and is a predicted model, not a curated record. Lineage: Eukaryota; Metazoa; Chordata; Mammalia; Rodentia; Castoridae. Gene Ontology annotation, biological process: protein import into nucleus; RNA export from nucleus.
AUGCUCCCGCCGCGUGGGGCAGAGCCGCGAUCCCUGAGUGUCACGCGCCAGAUUCCCGCUCGCUGGGAUGCUUGGCCUCCGCGAUCAUUGGCAGAUCUCCGCGCCUCCAGCCACGUGGACGUCAACGGAAGCCCUAGAGCCAUCAUCACCGCUGAUCACAGCUCCCACCGCAUUGUCCGCAGAUCUUGCCACAGCGUCCGCAGGUCUCAUCACAUCGCCCGCAGGUAUAACGCAAGGUCCGCAGGUCCCAGCACACCGUCCGCAGGUCCGACCCCGAUGUCAGCUCCGCUUUGCUCCAUGAGAGGCUACGUGGGCAAGCCCGGCCCGCCGCCAUGUGCACAGGACAGGCUCGGCCAGCGACCGUCCCCGCGGUCCCCGCCGCCUCUGGCCGCCCAGUGCGUCCUCCACGUCUGCCCGUCGCUGCCCACCCCGCUGCUCCGAGACCCCCGCAGGCCCCGCGGCGACAGUGCCGCCUCCUCCUGCCACUUGGCCAUCACGCCUCAACUGCGCUGCCCGAUCCCGCAGGCCCGCUACUCCGUGCUGGGGGCGCUGCCCACCGUGUGCUGGGACGGUGACCACCAGAAGGCCGUGCUGUCUGCGCGGAACUCCACGAUGCUGUACCGCCUGGACACCGUGCGGAUUCCCGCUCCCCGCAAGCGCCCGCGUCCUCCAGGGCCCGAGCACAUGGUCAGCUCUGCAGCCCAUGCAGAGCCAGACCCGGGUGCAAAGGAGCUGCCACCUAGUGCCCUCGAAGACGGGAGGAAAAGGACCAAGAAGGACGAAGACCAAAUACUCGGUGAUGAGCAGGGACAUAAGAGAAGGUACCCUGAUUGCAUUGCAAGGGAACAUGCCUUAGCUGAACCCCUGCUGGCUAAUGCUUCUUUAGUGCCUAAGCCUGAGUCCCUAAAGAGAGGCCUUACUUCCCAGAGUUCAGACCUCAGGAGCAAGCGAUCUUGCACCUCUUCUGUGUCAAGCAUGCAAACAGGUGACUUCCUUUGCUCUAGCCUAAACACCAUCACCAGUUCCUACAGCUCUACAGUAGGCAUCUCACAGCUGUGGAAGAAAGGGGGUCCCACCUCACCCCCCUUUUCUAGCCAGGCCUCCUCUGGCUCCCAGAUGUCAGAGAGACCAGUCAAGAAAGCAAGAGAAGAGGGGCUGUGUCAUCCAUCCAGUUCUUCAGCUCCACAGGGGACCACCAAGGAGUUCCAGGGUGAAAGGGCUGCAGAUGGGACUACAGGGCCACAGAAGGACUCCAGAACUUCCUCAUCCACACCUGCCAUGUCAGGGAGCCGAAGACGGAAGACCCGGCUGCUGCCCUGCAGGCGAGGGGUUCCACUGACCUUGCCUCCGCCUCCUCAGCUUGGCUGUCCCAUCACUGCAGAAGACCUGGACCUGGAGAGGAAGGCGAGGUUCCAGUGGUUUAACAAGGCCUUGGAGGACAAGACUGAUGCAGCCUCCACUUCCGUUCCUGAGAAGUCACUGCCUACUCAGCCCCCUGUCACUCACCCUGCCUGCAGCCAGUCCUGCUCCCUCGCUGGACUCUCUCCCGGUCUCAAGUUCGAAUGUGCUGCUGGCGACCUGCAAGAAGAUGGAGAGCCCUGGUGGUCCAUUGGCCUCCACAGACCCUGCCUCAAAAACCUCCACUUCAGCCCCUUCAGAACCCAAAACAAGUGGUCUUCAGGACCCUGCUGUCUCUUCCCUGCCAUGUCCCCCGCCAGGCACUUCAUCCUUGGCUUUCCUAGCGCUGUCCCCUGCUUCCUCCAUGACAGCAGUCAUGAACACCAAGGUGCUUCCAGGCCCUCAGACUGA